GCAAGACGAACACCGAGCAGUCUGGUUUAAGACAGUGGAAGGGGAGGGUGUUUAUGUCGUGAAUCCCGCGUGAUGUUUGUGUCAGUGGACUUUCGCCACGCCCUUGUCGCUUUGCCAGAAGCCAGUGCCUUGGUGCUUCGUGGCCUCGCUUCACAAUAGUUCUCGUGCGUUAACCGAAAGAAUAAUCCAUGUCCGUAGUGCGUGUGUGGAGCUGGUGUUGGUAGUGGUUGGUUGGUGGUGGUGGUGCAAGCAUGAGGUGGGAGUGGUUACUGUUGCUGGUGGGGAUUGUUGUGGUGGUGGUACCUGCGGAGGCGUUCGUGGCAGUAGUGCCCGACACUUCAGCCAUCGGGGACACCGUGUUCCACGCAGGCAUGGACGGACCCACCCACUAUAAGUUGGACUCGCGGCGGACUGCUUCUUAUGUCCACAAACUCUUCCACGUGGAUCGGCGGACGGGCGCCAUCACCAGCAAGCGUUCGCUGGACUGCUCGGGCACCUUUUACACCAACCCCGUCACACUGUGGCUGGAAGCAUGGUCUGACCGGCCUGGAGCACCGCUGGACUACGCUACCGUUCCCCUGCGUCUGGUGUUAGCUGGGGACGCCUGCCUUCACCACGCAGCCGUGCUUGAGCGGGAGGUCACGUCCUGGAUAGAUACAGCAGCAUUUUCUCUGCCCCUGCCUGACCCCGACCCUUCUGAUCCCAACACGCUGUGUCUGCGCCGAUCACAAGUUAUCCUCAGGGUACCUGACCUGCUGCCGCGCUCCCUCCACACAUGCAGGCUGGACUUCACCUCCGUGUCCGACCAUCGCGUCACCAUCGAGCCCACAGGCGGCGACCUAGUGAGCCUGCUGGAUACGUGCCUCUCAGGGGUUACCAGAAUCAAGGUGGGCGUCAGGAUGACCUGUCCUGAGCUCAGGUCGCCCUUUGACCACGACUUGAUGCUGGUGCUGCACAACGCCGUAGAUGCAGGCGACGAGGGCCACAUCCGACGCAUCAGGCGACAGAUGCAGACCGCGGCACCUUAUUUCGAACGCACCCUAGAGAUGGCGCACGUUAUGGAGGAGUCAGAAAAGGGCACCGCAGUAACAACGGUGACGGCGACGGACCCUGAGAGCGCGCCCCUCACUUACUCCAUCGAGGCGGUGCUGGACGCUCGCUCGCAACGCAUGUUCGCGGUGGACCCCACCAGUGGCCUCAUCACCACCAACACGAAGCUGGACCGCGAGCUGGUGGACGUGCACUACUUCCGAGUGAAGGCGGUGGACAAGACCUCGUCGCCGCCGCGCUCCGCGACCACCACCUUACAGAUUAUUGUGGACGACGCCAACGACCACGAGCCAGUGUUCGAACGUGAAGAAUAUGACACGGCAGUGAGGGAAUCCAUCAGCGUGGGUUCCACAGUACUCACCGUCAGGGCCACAGACGAGGACUCGGGGCCCAACGCUGACCUGCGUUACACUAUUCUUAAUCCCACCGGCGCUAACGAGGUGUUCCGCAUUGACCCGAAGUCCGGUGAGCUAUCCACCCGCCUGCCGCUGGACCGAGAGGAGCAUUCUCUCUACACCCUCACCGUCCAGGCCGAGGACGAGGGCGCCGCGCAGCACCGCCUCACGGCCACUACUCACGUCACCGUCACCGUCCUCGACGAGAAUGACAAUUACCCACAGUUCACGGAGCGCACGUACACAGUGGAGGUCCCCGAGGAUAUCAGCGCUGCAGCGUCGCCGGUCAUCGCUCACAUCCAGGCCAGCGACGAGGACGGCGGCAAGAAUGGCCAGGUGCGCUACGCCAUCAUUGGCGGAAACACGGCUGGGCACUUCACUAUAGACGGUUUGACGGGCGAGGUUCGCGUCGCAUCGCCUCUUGACCAUGAAACAAAUCGGCAAUACCGCCUGGUGGUGCGUGCCCAGGACGGGGGGUCGCCGCCCCGCUCCAACACGACGCAACUCCUCGUUAGCGUGAGGGACGUGAACGACAAUUCCCCGCGCUUCUACACCCCUCUCUUCCAGGAGACCGUGCAGGAGAACGUGCACAUCGGUUACUCCAUCGUCCGAGUGCAGGCCUUUGACAACGACGCUAGGGACAACGCCCUGCUGACCUAUAGCAUCGAGGGCGGCGGUGAAAACCUGCCCGUGGAGGUAGAGAAGGCGGCGGGUUGGGUGGUGACGCGGCGCGAGCUGGACCGCGAGGAGAACCACUUGUACACGUUCACCGUGGUGGCGCGAGACCAUGGGGAUCCCCCGCAGUCUGCCUCUGCCACGGUGGUCUUACAGAUACAGGAUCAGAACGACAAUGACCCGGUGUUCGAGUCUAAGAAUUACGACGUGUGUGUGAGCGAGAGUGACUCGCCUGGCAUGCCAGUGAUCAAAGUCACGGCCACGGAUAAGGACGAGAACCCUCGCCUGCACUACGCCAUCACGUCUGGCAACGAGCGGGGACGCUUCUCUAUCACUGCGCAGAGUGGCCGAGGAUUGAUUUCCCUUGCGCAGCCCCUCGACUACAAGCAGGAACGUAAAUACAUCCUGACGGUGACCGCCACGGACGCCGGCGGCCGUUACGACACCGCCAACGUGUACGUCAACGUGAGCGAUGCCAACACCUUCCCGCCGCAGUUUGACAACACCCCGUACUCCGCCACUGUUUUCGAGGACGCACCGGAGGGUAGCACCGUCAUCAUGGUGGCAGCCUCUGAUGGCGACACGGGCGAGAACGCCCGCAUCACCUACUCCUUGAGUGGCGACACCGUGCCGGAGUUCGUCAUCCAUCCCAGCACAGGCGCUAUCACCACCAGCAAGCCCCUGGAUCGCGAAGUGAAGGGCGGCUACCUCCUCACGGUGACGGCGCGCGACAACGGCAAUCCGCCGCUGUCAGAUACCACAGACGUAGAGAUCACGGUGGUGGACGUGAACGACAACCCGCCGGUGUUUAGCGAGCCCUCCUACCGAGCCUCAGUGUCUGAAGACGCUGGCGUGGGCGCCUCCAUCAUCCAAGUGAGAGCUAACGACGCCGACGCGGGACUCAACGGCAGGGUGAAGUACUCCUUCGAGGGCGGCAAUGACGGCAAGGGCGCCUUCUCCAUCGACGAGACCUCCGGCGUGGUGAGGACUGCUCGCAUGCUGGAUCGCGAGACAGAGCAACAGUACUCUCUGGUGGCUGUGGCGCUGGACCACGGCGCCCCUGAGCAGUCCUCCACCGUAACGGUGACGGUGGACGUGCUGGACAUCAACGACAACCCACCCAUGUUCGAUACCGACCACAUUCAGCUAUACAUUGCUGAAAACAUGCCUGUGGGCUCCACGGUAGGCGAGGUGCGCGCCAGGGACCCAGACGCUGGCUCCAACGCCCACAUCCAGUACCGCAUCAAUGGAGGCCCCGACGCUAAGAAUUUCAUCAUGGUGGCCCAUCCCAACGAAGGGCGCGCCGAGCUGGUGACCCGCAUCGACCUGGACUACGAGUCGCCUAAGAAGAAGUACCAGCUUAACGUGCAGGCCACCUCGGACCCACUGCGCUCAGACAUCCCGGUCACCGUGCACGUGGUCGACACAAACGACAACGCGCCAGUGCUCUCUGACUUCCGCAUCAUCUUCAACAACUUCAAGAACCAUUUCCCCACCGCGCCCAUCGGCCGCGUCCCCGCCGUGGACGCCGACGUGACGGACCAGCUUACCUACCACAUCGUGAGCGGCAACAAGGCGGGAUUGGUAGAGAUCAACAAGGACUCUGGCGACAUCACCCUCUCGCCGUCCCUCAACACCAACGUGCCCAUCCACGCCACCAUGGAGGUCUCUGUAUCAGACGGGUUGAACGAAGUAACAGCGGAGAUGAGUCUUCAGGUGCGGUUGGUGACGGAGGCAAUGCUGUUCAACUCGGUGACUGUGAGACUAGAAGACAUGACGCAGGAAGCCUUCCUCUCGCCGCUCCUUUCUUAUUUCGUAGACGGCCUGGCAGCGAUCAUCCCGUGUCCCCGAGAGAAUAUUUACAUCUUCAAUAUUCAGGAUGACACCGACGUGGAGUCCCGCAUCCUGAAUGUGAGCUUCUCGGCCAAACGUCCAGAUGUACCCGGGGAGGAGUUCUACCAACCACAGUUCUUGAGGGAGCGCGUCUACCUCCACAGAGCUGCUCUUGCAAAACUGGCAACUGUCACUGUUCUGCCAUUUGAUGACAAUCUGUGUGUGCGAGAGCCAUGCCUCAACUAUGAAGAGUGCCUAAGUGUCCUUAAGUUUGGCAAUGCGUCAGGCUUCAUCUCGUCCAGCACCAUCCUCUUCAGGCCCAUUUAUCCAGUCAAUACCUUCGCUUGCAGGUGUCCACAUGGCUUCACUGGCAUGCGGGAGCACUACGUAUGUGACACAGAGGUGAACCUGUGCUAUAGUAGUCCCUGCGGCAACCACGGCACCUGCAUGAGGCGGGAGGGCGGCUACACUUGCGUCUGUACUCCCGGCUACACUGGAAAGAACUGUGAGGUGAGCAUGCUGAGUGGACCAUGUGUGGCUGAAGUCUGCAAGCAUGGCAGCACCUGCAAAUCUGUGAGUGAUGACAGUGGAGGUUCAAGUGGCUUCACCUGCACCAACUGCACCCGCUCUCUCUACCACACCUCUACCUGCGAGUUAAGGGCACGUCGUUUCUCAAAGGGCACCUUUCUCACCUUUCCAGCUCUCAAGCAGCGCCACAGGCUGCACAUCAAGAUCAGCUUUGCCACGCGAGAACCCAAUGGCCUACUAUUGUACAAUGGUCGCUACAACGAGAAGCAUGACUUCCUGUCCCUGGAGGUGGUGGAUGGCCAUGUAGUGUUCUCCUUCAGUCUCGGCACCAUCACCACCCGCGUGUCAGCCUCCUUGCCUGGCGGUGUGCAUGACGGCAACUGGCACACUGUCACAGUUGAUUACUACUACAGGACUGCCACUAUCAGCCUCGACAAGUGUGACACAGCACUAGCCAUCAGAUUUGGAAACAAGAUUGGAGAAUACCACUGUGCCAACACCACUGCCCAGAUUCUCGACCCAAGAUGUGCCAUCCUCACAGAGUCCUGCCACCGCUUCCUGGACGUGACAGGACCGCUGCAGGUGGGAGGGCUGCCUCAGCUGCCCACCACCUACCAAGUCCAGCACCAGUACUUCUUGGGCUGCAUCUCAGACCUUUACAUCGAUCAUAGCUUCAUUGACCUCAAUUCAUUUGUGGCAGACAAUGGGACCUAUCCAGGCUGCCCUGAGAAGAACAGCUUCUGCCGCUCCCAUCCAUGCCAGAAUGGAGGCACCUGCAGAGAGACAUUUGGUACCUACAUCUGCUCCUGUCACGUGGGUUGGGGUGGCAAGGACUGCUCUCAAGCUGUAGAAGUGGUGAAGCAGUUUUCUGGUGAUGGCUUCCUGAUGUUCAGUCCUCAGCUACAGACCAUCCAGAUGCCAUGGUUCAACAGCCUUUCCUUUCGUACCAGAGAGCAUUUCGGCCUCCUUAUGAUGAUCAUUGUUGGGAAAAACACCAGUAGCAUCAUAGAACUGAUGGAUGGCCACAUUCAGUACCGCUAUGAAAAUGCUACACUGAGAUUGAAAGAGACCAGGGUGGAUGAUGGCCGAUGGCACCAUGUGGAGAUCAAGUGGAUGAGUGGGGAGGUGUGGAUUAACCUAGACUAUGGCAACUAUGAGGAGACCCUGAAGGUGAAUGCCCAAGUGGCUAACCACUACAUUGGCACUGUGGCAGUGGGGGGAGUACAGCCAUCAAACCAGGACACCGUGACCGGUUUCAAGGGAUGCAUCAAGGACGUGUGGGUAGGAAGCAGCAAGAACACGUGGCUUCGUCCUACUUAUGAAGACAAUGUGAGGGACGGGUGUGUGGCGACAGAUCCCUGCACCUCCCGGCCCUGUCCCCCCAAUGCACGGUGCAUCAACACUUGGCAGGGCUAUGAGUGCCAGUGUGAUAGUGGCUACUAUGGCAAUGACUGCUCCAAUGUGUGUGACCUCAAUCCUUGCAGCAACAAUGCUACCUGCACCCAUGACCUGCACUCCCAGAAGGGGUACCGAUGUGAAUGUUCCUCCUAUGCUUUCUCAGGUGAGUAUUGUGAAGUGGUGUUGGACCAGCCAUGUCCAACCAACUGGUGGGGCUACCCUGUGUGUGGACCGUGUCACUGCAAUGUGGACAAAGGCUAUGACGGUGACUGCAACAAGACCACUGGGGAAUGUCGCUGUGAGGAGAACCACUACCAGCCAGCAGACUCAGACUCUUGCUAUGACUGUGACUGCUAUCUGGUGGGGUCAUAUGGUGGUGCCUGUGAUCCUAUCACUGGUCAGUGCCACUGCCGGCCAGGCGUUAUUGGUCGGCGCUGUGAUCAAUGUGCCAACGCCUUUGCCCAGGUCACCAUUAUGGGAUGUGAAAUUGUGUAUGAUGGGUGUCCCAAGAACUUUGCUGAGUUGACCUGGUGGGAUGAGACAGCCUUCGAUGGCACUGCUGUGCAACCAUGUCCUUAUGGUGCCCAGGGCCAGGCCUCCAGGGUGUGCCACAGGGAGGUGGGCUGGGGGCCACCAGACAUGUUCAACUGUGUGUCUGACACCUUUGUUGAAUUGAGAGACACGUUGGAGAAGCUGGAGAGUGAGGAGCUGGAGGUCACCACAUACCUAGCCAAGAAGAUCUCGGAGGACCUAAACUAUGCCUGUUCUGUCACUCCCUCCAUGUGGGGUUCAGAUGUGCUCAUUGCCUCACGCCUUCUCAUCCUCCUGCUGGAAUACGAGACUCACCAGGAGGGACUCAACCUCACCCACCGGCAGGAGCGUCGCUAUGUUCAGAACCUGGUGGAGUCUUCCUCAGUGAUCCUACAGCCAGUGUAUGGCCCUCACUGGCAGAGGAUUAAUGGAGUGCGAGGCUUUGGCGCCGACUCCCUACUGACCAAAAUGGAUGAGUAUGUGGCCACUCUGGCUGCCAGCCAGGGGGACACCUACACCACCCCAUUUGAAGUCCCCACUAAGCACAUCAUAUUUGGGAUGGACACGGUGUCAGCAGAGGAGCUCUACGGCUACAGUCAGUCAGGGUUUGUGGUGGGACAUGAUGACAGGGUGGACCAUGUCAUCAUUCCAGAGACAUCUUCACUGGUGGACAAGACUUACCCAAGCCAGGGACAAGCAUCUGUCAUUGUGCCCAAGUACAACAACUACCUCAGGAACCAGCAAGUGUGGGCCCACGCUAAUAACAUUCGCAUCCCACUCUCCCUCCUUGGCAUUCCUGACAUCAAGCGAGAUGAAACUUCAACAACAGGCGUGCUGGGCAACACAAGGGCAGUAGUGAGUUAUGUAGUGUUCCGCUCUCUGGGGGCCCUGCUGCCAGAGUCAUACAGCACCAAUGUGGAGCAGCGGUGGGGAGUGGGCCUGGCUGUGCGCUCCCCUGUCCUCACUGUAGCUGUGCACACGUCUCACUCUGGCCUGCUGGAUACCACACUGGAAGUGGAUGUCAGGCUGAGGUUCCGCCUGGGCCACGUGGGACGCCGUUCCAACCCUCAGUGUGUUACCUGGAUUGUCAAGCCUGACACGGGUGAGGGUCUGUGGACAAGGGAAGGCUGUGAGACAGGUGUUCCUGAGCCUGGAUUUGGAGAGUUUGUCAAUGAUACUUUCAUCAACUGUACUUGCAACCACCUCUCCAGCUUUGCAGUUAUACUCAAUGAUGCAGAAGCAGAGUUCCUUGCUGAGCCUUCUAUUGCCGAGGACGUGACAACCUACACUGGUCUGGUCCUCACGCUGGUGCUGUUGCUGCUGGCCUUUGUUGCUUUCUGUCUGCUGCGAGGUGCUCAGACAAACUCCAACACCAUCCAUAAGAACCUGACAGCUUCCCUUUUUGUGGUGCAACUACUCUUCCUGGCUGCACUCAAGAUCAGGCAUUUCCUAGUCCAGGAGGAGUUCCCAUGUAAGCUUGUGGCCAUCGGAUUACACUACUUCUGGUUGUGUGUAUUCACCUGGCUACUCAUUGAGGGAGUCCAUCUGUACCGGAUGCUAACAGAGAUGCGUGACGUGAACCAUGGCCAGAUGCGAUUCUACUACUCCUGUGGCUAUGGACUGCCAGCCAUAAUUGUGGGCCUGUCUGUGGGAGUGCGGGCUGAUCAGUAUGGCAACUACUUCUUUUGCUGGCUGUCAAUAUAUGAAUCUGUGGUGUGGGCACUGGUGGGUCCCAUCUGUGUCAUUGUCAUCAUUAUCCUGCUGGUGUUUGUCAUGGCCAUCAGGGCAUCACUUACUCUCAAGGGCCAUAUUGAGGGCUUUGGUAAUCUGAGGACUCUGCUGUGGUUGGGCAUCCUGUUCCUACCAUUACUGGGAGCCACCUGGGUUCUAGCUGUCCUGUCUGUCUCAGAGGACCUGGAGAUCCUUCACUACUUCUUCUCAGUGUUCUCACUGCUGACAGCAAUGUUCAUCUUGGUAGGCUACUGCCUUCUCAACAGCCGAGUGCGGGACUCGCUCUACUUCAUGAUCCGCACCUGCAUGGGGAAAAAAGUGCCAUACCAGGAGUCACUCAGUAUUACCAGGACCUCCGUUGUCUCUAGAUCAGCAUUGACUUACAAUGAUGACUUCAACAUCCUACGCCGCAACAUUGGCAUCUCCACUGCCAGCACCACCUCACGCUCCACCUGUAAGACCUCUAGUUCCCCCUACAGCCGUGGGGAACGGGUGGCUGCUGGGCCCCAGGGAGUUGGGGCCUCCUCUAGCACCCCCAGCAACUAUAAUUCCAACACUGAUCUCAACUCUCAAUCUGUAAAGUCACCAUAUGCCUAUAAUGAUUCCACAACAUUCCACAGAAAGCACACUGCAGGAGCUCGGGCCACUAAGCGCCGGGAAAGUGAGAGUGAGAGUGAGUUAAGCCUAGACCACCGCUCUUUGGACCUUGCUUCAUCCCACUCCAGUGAUGAGGAUGACACCACCACCCACAACGGUACGCUGAGAGUCAAUGAACAUCGCACCAACCCUCCCCCAGAGGUGCCUCCCAAACCCUCCAGCUACCUGCCUAACAUAUAUGAUCUGGACACCACAGCUGAGGCCCUGCCCCCUCCCCCUCCCCCUGGCAUGAUUGGUGGAAGGGAUGGGAUGACAGGCUCCCCUCUCCUCCACAACAUUCGGCCCCUUUAUGCCACACACUGGUCCUCCCAGCUGCCACCAGCCUACCCUGGCAUCAUAAAAGAACACAAUGUAGCAUCCCCAUCCUGGGCCAAUGAGCGCCUCUCCACCACUACCGCCUCAGACAAUGAGAUGCCUGACAAGCCAGACAACCUGAGGGUGGAGUCUCGUCCAGGCCUUUCACGUUACCUUGAUGAGGCAAGGUCCCGCUACUCGCCAGCAGAAAAUCAGUUUGGAACAUACUCCCCAAGCACCAAGCAUCGAUACUCUCCAGAGAUGAAAAAAUUCUCCACUCUUGACUCUAAGAGAUAUUCCCCUGACACAAGGAGAUACUCACCAGAUGUCCCUUCCUCCCGCCUCCACUCCCGCGAUAACUCCUUUUCCCAGGAGCUCCCAUCACCAAUGCCACCCCACCAAUACCCCCAUCAUGACAUGAAGCGCAUCUCCCCUGAAAACCUGGUAGUACGAGCAGAGUCUCGGGCAAGCAGGUCAAGUGUAGACAGUGGUGACAAAAAACAUUACUCACCACCCACUUCACACCACCACCAUCAGGUCAUAUAUACGCCACAAAGCCAAAAACGAUUUCUCCACAAUCUAGUAGAAGACCCAAGUCCUGAGGCCCUGCCAGCACCUGUGAUGGCGGGUGGGGCUGGAGGGGGGGAUGGCAAUAUGAUGGAAGUAAACAACCUUAAUAUCUCUCCUUCCAAUCACCCUCCACCGCCCUCACCCCUCCCAUCUCUCCCAGCCUCACUGAUGGGCACGCACAAGAUCUCUGCCAUAACACUAGGAAUCUCAGACUCAGACAAAGACAGCACGGAAACCACCGUCUGACACUAACUGCAGUGGAGAGACUUAGCAGGUUUGGCUGAAGCUGUAUGUUAGAACAAUGUUAAUAUAGGUUAUCAUAAAUAUUCCAUUUGUUGAUUGUAUAUAUAUUCUCAGUUGUCAUGAAUAAUUAGGGUUGCAAAGUCCUUGGGAAUGCAAUCCCACUGGCUACAGGUACAAAAAACUUGACAAAGCCAUAUUUCAUGGAAACCAUUAGACAUCACUGCACAAUCUCAUGUUGUUUGGGAUCCAAGUAUUCAUCAAAUGUAAGCUGCAUUGUUAGCAAGGUAGUACAUUUAUUAUAUAUCACAAAAUAAAACAUUAAUUGCUUAAUUGUGAGGAACAAGUGGAGCUGCAGAUUUUGAAUGAGGCAUGUGAGCGAGUGGGUGUUAAUAUUGGCUCCACAUGAUAGAUGUGAAAUGUGUGUGGUGUGCCACCAUUACUGCCACCACAUCAUAAUACUCAGUAUAUGUUUUUCAUGCAGACCAUUAUGUAAAUGAUAAUUUGUCAAGACAUUGUCCUCUUUGCCAUCAGGUAAUUUUGUUGCAUUUAUAAAAUGAGCAACAAAAGUGUGCUCUGAUGUGGCUGAAGCAUGUUGAUUAUUGUUAUCUAUAUGUUAUUUAUUUUGUGAGUUGCCAGAAAUCUACUGUGUGGUUCAUGGGUGUGAGGACUGAGGAGGCUCUCUGCACUCUGACCAACACUCCCACAUUGGUGAUUGACCAUACCCAUCAUAUGCUGUGCAGUCUGGGUGUACUGAAGACAUUACUUUAGUCGCAUGUAUAUACGCUUGUAUAUAAGUUAUGUGUAAUUGUUCCUGAGCAGGUUUUGUUAGAUCUGUGAAAAUUUGAUAAAAAUUGUAAGCUAUUGUUGCAAUUACUCCCCCAAAACCUCAUCUUGUAAUAUCAUACUGAAUCUCUCCUUUGAGUUUUUUUAAAGUAUUGAUCUCAGUUCAAGCCAAAAGGUGAUCUUUGCAUUCACUGUAAUGUCUGUACUAUACCCACUUUUCCAUUUAACUGACAUGUAUCCCAUCCAAUGAGAUUUAAGAACUCAGAAACCUAAGUAACUUUGAGAUGCUGUUUCAGGCUUAACUCUGCUUCUGCACACACUUGAAUAGUUGACUAUGCAGUCCCCAAUCCAGAACUCCUUUCCUCCCUUAAGAUGUGAAAUCCAAGGUGAAGGUUUUGGUGAAUCUUGUAACCAGAAAGCAAAGCAACAAGAUCUUCCUUAAUUUAAUCACUUUGUACAUUACCUGCUUCUUACAAGUAGUACAUACCACUAAUGAGUGUAAUUCUGAGCAUAUUACAGUAUUGUUUAAAAUAUAAUCCCUAUUUUCUUUUAGUAAUGAGUUUGAUCAGUAUCUAUUGGGCAUAAGUAUUUACAGGCAGUUAUACAAACAUGCAACAAAUUAAACUAAAUCCUUCACCUUGGCACAUAGAGAAAGACAAGCCAUGGGAGACUAAACAAAUCAGAGGAAACCAAUGUUAGUUGAGAGGGAAGAGUUGAGAGCAACAUACUACCACUUACAUGGCUUCAAAUGACAUUCCUUGGUCAUAAUUUAUAGAUCCAGUUCAAUGUACAUUAUUAUUUGCAGUACAAAGAUAUUUCAAUGUAUAUAUUCAUGUAUAUAUUUUAUUAAAUGUAAAUGUGUCACA
Molecule: messenger RNA, 11554 nt
Organism: Portunus trituberculatus (swimming crab)
Lineage: Eukaryota; Metazoa; Arthropoda; Malacostraca; Decapoda; Portunidae
Gene: stan
Product: protocadherin-like wing polarity protein stan
Exons: 33
Coding region: 252-9908 (3218 amino acids)
Biological process (GO): homophilic cell-cell adhesion; cell surface receptor signaling pathway; G protein-coupled receptor signaling pathway
Cellular component (GO): plasma membrane
Molecular function (GO): calcium ion binding; G protein-coupled receptor activity
Source: RefSeq, a predicted model, not a curated record